Annulohypoxylon truncatum is the source of this 990-nucleotide messenger RNA. RefSeq names its product heterokaryon incompatibility protein-domain-containing protein. The transcript has 2 exons. The coding region runs from base 150 to 725 and encodes 191 amino acids. NCBI's taxonomy places the organism in Eukaryota, Fungi, Ascomycota, Sordariomycetes, Xylariales, Hypoxylaceae. The record is from RefSeq and is a predicted model, not a curated record.
CCUGGUUUGCUCUAGCAGCACACCCGCAAGACUAUGACGCUGAAAGCCGGAGAUACGGACGGGUUCAAUUCGACGCAGUUGGUACCAAUGUCGAUGAUCCUGCAAGCUUUCUCAAGGGACGAAGGAGCCUCGUAUUGGAGGUCUAUGCAAUGGCUGAUGAAAUUGCAGCAAAACACCUCGAAUAUCAACUAAGCGAUACCACACCUAGUUCCGACAAGAGCAUUGCUGAGGUCCGAGGCUGGUUUCAGAAUUGCAUCGAUAAUCAUCACGGUUGCCCGAAACCAAAAUCUGACGUGUUGCCUACGAGGUUGAUCGAGAUUCAGAGCGGAAAUUGCCUGAGACUUGCUACCAGAGUGCAAGAGGGGCCCUAUGUCGCAUUAAGCUACUGCCGGGGCGGGCCUCAGAAGUUAGCCCUUGUCAGGAAAAAUGUGAAUAACAUGGCAAAAGGAUUCAAGGAGUCGGACUUGCCGCUCACUCUGCAGCAUGGUAUUGCAUUGACACGGAAACUUGGUCUGCGGUACAUCUGGAUCGAUUCACUUUGCAUCAUACAAGACGAUGACGGUGAUAAACUCAGGGAACUGCCCAAGAUGAUCUCUAACUAUCAAAAUGCUUAUAUCACUAUAGGUAGUGGUUCUCCAUCGUGUUGUGAUGGGUUUCUGGGCGACCGUGCAAGAUGUAAACUUGAUAAAGACGAUGAUAUUCCCCGGGAUAUGCUCCAGAUGUAAAUUUUCUGUCCUGUUGAAGAUAAAGACGAUCCGGCGAGGAUUGAGGGAGAUAUUGUUGUACGGCUUCCCUCCCAUCCACGACAUGUUCUAAGAAAAAGCAGGGUCAUGAUACGCGAAGAGAUGCCCUACCGGAUGUACAGUGAACCGAUUUCGAAACGUGGGUGGACGUUCCAAGAAAGGAUUCUGUCUCCGAGGGUCGUUUUGUACGGCGAACGCACUGUCUGGACCUGUCAAACCAAACAAUUUAGUUCUGGGGGCAUUGAGG